UGCAACCCGGCAGCCGCGGCCUGUAGUAGGAGUCGUAGUAGGAGGAGGAGAAGGAGUGAAGAUGGCGCCUCUGGACCUGGACAAGUACAUCGACAUCGCCAGGCAGUGCAAGUACCUGCCCGAGAACGACCUCAAGCGCCUCUGCGACUAUGUGUGCGACCUCUUGCUGGAGGAGUCCAACGUGCAGCCCGUGUCAACUCCCGUCACGGUGUGCGGGGACAUCCAUGGACAGUUCUACGACCUGAAGGAGCUGUUCCGGACAGGGGGUGAGGUUCCCGACACCAACUACAUCUUCAUGGGAGACUUUGUGGACCGAGGCUACUACAGUCUGGAGACGUUCACGUUCCUGCUGGCGCUCAAGGCGCGCUGGCCCGACCGCAUCACCCUGCUGCGUGGGAACCACGAGUCCAGGCAGAUCACACAGGUCUACGGCUUCUACGACGAGUGUCUCACCAAGUACGGCAACGCCAACGCGUGGCGCUACUGCACCAAGGUGUUCGACAUGCUCACCGUGGCCGCGCUCAUCGACGAGCAGGUGCUGUGCGUGCACGGGGGCCUCUCGCCCGACAUCAAGACCCUGGACCAGAUCCGCACCAUCGAGCGCAACAUCGAGAUCCCGCACAAGGGCGCCUUCUGCGACCUCGUGUGGUCCGACCCCGAGGACGUGGACACGUGGGCCAUCAGCCCCCGUGGCGCCGGCUGGUUGUUCGGGGCAAAGGUCACCAACGAGUUCGUUCACAUCAACAACCUGAAGCUCAUCUGCCGUGCCCACCAGCUGGUGCACGAGGGCUACAAGUUCAUGUUCGACGAGAAGCUCGUCACCGUUUGGUCGGCGCCCAACUACUGCUACCGCUGCGGCAACAUCGCCUCCAUCAUGGUGUUCCCGGACGCCAGCACGCGGGAGCCGCGGCUGUUUCGCGCCGUGCCGGACUCGGAGCGCGUCAUCCCGCCCCGCACCACCACGCCGUACUUCCUGUGAUCGAUCGCGCGGUGGUGGUGGCGGCGGUGGCGGCGGCGGCGGCGGCGGUGGUGGUGGCGGAGCGUGAUAUUGAUGGCGAUGGUGGUGGUUUUGUUGGUGGUGGUGGAGGGUGAUGUUGGUGGUGGUGGUGUUGAUGUGGUGAUGAUGAAGCUGGCGGUGCUAGCCUGGCCACAACCACCACAAUGUCACACCGUGUUUAAGUUGUACCACACCAAGUCAGACCACACCAAGCCUCGCCACACCAGGCACACCACUCUCGAUUCCACGCCUCACUAUCUCUUCCACGCUGCCCCCACUAUUUAAUGCCAGCCUGCUCAACACCGCACCAUCAGCACCACACCACCACCCUGCUCAACACCACACCAACACCCGAUCAUCAGCACCACACCACCACCCUGCUCAAUACCACACCAACACCAGAUCAUCAGCACCACACCAUCACCCUGCUCAACACCACACCAACACCAGAGACCCGUAGACUCGCACAGAGACCCGUAGACUCGCACAGAGACCCACAGACUCGCACAGAGGACCCGUAGACUCACACAGACCCAUAGACUCGCACAGAGACCCGUAGACUCGCACAGAGACCCACAGACUCGCACAGAGGACCCGUAGACUCACACAGACCCGUAGACUCGCACAGAGACCCGCAGACUCGCACAGAGACCCGUAGACUCGCACAGAGACCGUAGACUCGCACAGAGACCCGUAGACUCGCACAGAGAACCGUAGACUGGCACAGAGACCCGUAGACUCGCACAGAGACCCGUAGACUCGCACAGAGACCCGUAGACUCGCACAGAGACCUGUAGACUCGCACAGAGACCCGUAGACUCGCACAGAGGCUCACAUAGAGACCCACAUAAGUGGAGAUACACACACAGACUCGUAGACUUGCAUCAACUGGGCUGUAACUUCACAGGGUUAUCAAGUCUCGUGCGAGUGGGAGGCCUCAACCCGGUCACCACUGAUGCCGCAGGAAUCCCCUGACGUUGUAUUUGGUUCCGUGCCCGAUUGAAUGCAAACAUCUCAGCUCUUGAGAAUUCAAACCUUGUCCGUUCGGCGACUUGGUGACGUGACGAGCACCACUCUCAGUGCCACGGCGUGGUGGGGAAGGUCCUCUGGCACCCCCCCGCCCCUACUCGUGUGUGUGUGCGCGCGUGUGUGUGUGUGCGUGUGUGUGCAUGUAUGUGUGUGUGCGUGCGUGUGUGUAUACGUGCGUGUGUGUAUACGUGCGCGUGUGCCUGUGUGUGCGCGUGUGCCUGUGUGUGCGCGUGUGUGUAUGUGUGCCUGUGUGUGCGUGCGUGCGCGCGUGCGUGCGCGCGCGCGUGUGUGUAUGUGUGCAUGCAUGCGUGUGUGUGCGCGUGCGUAUGUGUGUGCGUGUGUGCGCGUGCGUAUGUGUGUGUGUGUGUGUGCGUGCGU
Messenger RNA from Lethenteron reissneri (Far Eastern brook lamprey), 2404 nucleotides. RefSeq names its product protein phosphatase 6 catalytic subunit (gene PPP6C). Gene Ontology annotation, molecular function: protein serine/threonine phosphatase activity. Lineage: Eukaryota; Metazoa; Chordata; Hyperoartia; Petromyzontiformes; Petromyzontidae. The record is from RefSeq and is a predicted model, not a curated record.